AAGUUGCGUGAAAUUCUUAAAUUUGAAUGUCUAAAUUUUUCUCAGGCAUCCUGUGCGAUUCCAAGUAACCAGUGGUUUUCUUAACUAAGAGUUUUGUACCAAUUUAGAGGGCUUGAUAGGAUGGGAACUGAUUGGAAUUUUGUCAAAUCUUUCAAACAGCUUUUGUAGCUGACCUGUUUUUAUCGGACAAGCUUUUACAUGACAAAGUAUUUUGAAGAUUCUGCAUUUCUCGAUUAUUUGAAUAUGGUUGAUCCAGAGUUUAGUCUUUAUAAGCUUUCCCUCAUCAGAUUCGCAAUAAAGUUACAUAUCGGAAACAGGAUAGCGUUUCUUUUCCUGAUAGAAAGUUAUUUUGCAGGAUUUAUAAUUGGAUGUUGACGGUUAAAUUCAGUUAGUCCUUCGCCAUUGAAAGAUUUACGCUUGCCCAAUUUCUACCACUGCUUUUCGUUGACACUGGAAUUAUGUUGCCAUUGUGUGGCCGCUACAAUUUCUGUAAAUUAGCAGAUUCUAAAUUCUGGUAGUUGGUUGCAAAAGAGAAAAGAGAAAAGAGAAAAGGGAAAGAAACGUGAGCUGAAUGCAGAGUGCUGGGAAAGGCGUUCUCCAUGAAACACAGGCAUCAGAGACAAAAUGCAGAGUCAAGAUUUAGAAGGGAAGAAAUGGGGGAAAAGGGAGUGCUCUUUUUCAACAACUCAAUCACAUGAGAUCCUUGAUGUCCUUUGAAUUCCUGACUUAUCUGACUGCUAAUUGGAAAAGAAAAAAGGUAAGGAAAAUAGAGAGGAGAAGGUACCUGUGCUCUCUUUUCCUGUAGCUUUUUCAUCAAUGGAUAAUUUCUGGCUUCUUGUGAAGGAACUUCAAGGAGUGGUCCCCCUUUCUUUCCCUGCAUGAUAAGUUCCUCUUGCUUUUGUGAUUCAACAUACCCAAAUAAGAUGCAGCUCGAAAACCUGUCUUCUUCAACUUCCUUUCGACCGUUAGUAUCUCAUUCCAUGACUUUAGACAUAUCAGAGCUUCAUCUCUUCAUUCUUGUAUAGUUUGCUAGAAGCUAUGUCUUUCGAACCUCCCAAACUCAUCCCUUCGUAUCGCCCUUGCCAUUCUCGUAGAAGAACCAGUGGGAAACUAUCAUGACAUUCUCUUUCACGUUGGUUGCUCCGAUAAAAAAUGGCUUCUUGUUUUCUCGAGGCCUUGAGGAUCGAGAAGAAGGAGAGGACCAAUACAAUCUCAUUACCUUCUCCUCCUCCAUCAUUGCCUUCUUCUUCUUCUUUCCCUUCUUCCUCCUUGCCUAAAAAGGGCACCCUCCCCAUGGAGUUGGAGAUCUUGCAGAAGAGGAGAUGGGACAGUUUGGAAUCUUGGUCGAUGCUUUUGGAUCCUGCGAAUCCUGAGGGGUUCGAUUCGAAUUCAGGGGGAGAGCGAGAGGAGUGGAUGGCUGAUCUCUCUAACCUCUUUAUCGGGAAUAAGUUUGCUUCGGGAGCUCAAAGCAGGAUUUAUAGAGGAAUCUAUAAGCAGAUGGCAGUAGCUGUGAAGAUGGUAAGAAUCCCUGAUCAGGAUGAGCAGACUCGGGAGAAGCUCGAGGAGCAAUUUAUAUCUGAAGUAGUUUUCCUUUCUCGGCUGUAUCAUCCAAAUAUAGUGCAGUUCAUAGCAGCCUGCAAGAAGCCUCCUGUGUACUGUAUCAUUAUGGAAUAAAUGUCUCAAGGAACUCUUCGGAUGCAUCUCCACAAGAAAGAGCCAUAUUCCCUAUCAGCAGAAACUGUUUUGAGGUUAGCACUUGAUAUUUCUCAGGGAAUGCGGUAUCUCCAUUCACAAGGUGUGAUUCACAGAGAUCUUAAGUCUAAUAAUUUACUCCUUAAUGAUGAGAUGAAAGUGAAGGUUGCUGAUUUCGGGACUUCGUGCUUGGAGACUCAGUGUCAGGCAUCAAAAGGUAACAUGGGAACUUACCGUUGGAUGGCUCCGGAGAUGAUCAAGGAAAAACCUUAUACGAAAAAAGUUGACGUCUACAGUUUUGGGAUUGUGUUGUGGGAACUUACAACAGCACUCGUUCCUUUUCAAGGAAUGACCCCUGUGCAGGCUGCUUAUGCUUCUUCAGAGAAGAAUAUGAGGCCUCCUUUAUCGACAACGUGUUCGCCUGUGCUCAACCAUCUCAUAAAAAAAUGUUGGUCGGCAAACCCAGCAAAGAGACCAGCCAGUUAUAUCGUUUCAACAUUGGAGAAGUUUGAUGAAUGUCUCAAUGAAGGUCGCCCUGUUCUUGUACACCAAGAGCUCAGAAUCAGGAGUUCUCUUGGUAUCUUCAAAGGCUGCAUUCCAACAGGUUCGUCAAUUCCCAUGCACACAUGAAUUUUUAUCGUAUCAAAUUCGAUGAUCAUACACGCUAACUCUUGUAUAGCGACAUCAUAUUAUAACAAAAUGUAGUUGCAAAUUUGUUAUGUUUUUUGAGUUUUUUUCAGUCUGUUUGUUCAUUAUGAGUAGUACAAAAGACGAUCUAGGAAUAAUUCAUUAUCUCCUCUUUUGAUGGAAACUAUCUAUGUAUCCAAUUUUUUGACUUAUAUAGCAAUAAUUCAUUACUCUAUAUGUCCUUUCUUCA
This is a messenger RNA of Asparagus officinalis (garden asparagus), 2569 nucleotides long. RefSeq names its product serine/threonine-protein kinase HT1-like. NCBI's taxonomy places the organism in Eukaryota, Viridiplantae, Streptophyta, Magnoliopsida, Asparagales, Asparagaceae. Gene Ontology annotation, molecular function: protein kinase activity; ATP binding. The record is from RefSeq and is a predicted model, not a curated record. Gene Ontology annotation, biological process: protein phosphorylation.